Molecule: messenger RNA, 2080 nt
Organism: Camelina sativa (false flax)
Lineage: Eukaryota; Viridiplantae; Streptophyta; Magnoliopsida; Brassicales; Brassicaceae
Product: pectinesterase 1
Biological process (GO): cell wall modification
Molecular function (GO): pectinesterase activity; enzyme inhibitor activity
Source: RefSeq, a predicted model, not a curated record
UUGAUUUAACAUUUAUGAGUGACAGUAUACGACCUAAUGGAUGAUCACGAAAUUAAUUAGUGACAACACAUGAUGAAUAUUAUACCUUCCUAAUCCUAAUGGAUCAUUUACACAUACUUCCUUAAGAACAUCGCAAGAAUAAACUACUCACACGUAAAAAUAUUGACGUUUAAAGCAACACAACUAUAAACCCUAGAAACAGAGUUUGAUUUUUUUUUCUCAUUUUUGUGUUUUCUAAUGAAUUCAAUCAAGAACAGCUAUGGCAAAGUUAACGAAGCUGAAGAUUUAGCCUUGAAGAGGAAGACGGCAAAGCGAUUUAUCUACAUGGGCCUGUCCGUAGCUGUUCUGGUGGCGAUUAUAAUCGGCUCCGUCGUCGCCGUCGCUGUUCAUAGCCGGAGAAACAACUCUCCUAAACCAAGACCGAAUUCAACCCCCGAGUUGACUCCAGCCGCUUCACUCAAAACUGUGUGCAGCGUCACUCGUUACCCUUCUUCUUGUAUCUCAAGCAUCUCGAAGUUUCCAGCGUCCAACACGACGGAUCCGGAGGUUUUAUUCAAGCUCUCGUUGAAGGUUGUCGCCGACGAGCUCAAUUCCAUUUCCGAUUUGCCGAGGAAGCUCGCGGAGGGGACUAAUGACGAGAGACUCAAAUCGGCCCUCGGCGUUUGCGGAGAUCUGUUCGACGACGCGAUUGAUCGCGUUAACGCAACCGUUUCCGCCAUGGAGGUCGGAGACGGUAAGAAUAUUCUCAACUCGACCAAGAUCGACGAUCUCACAACGUGGCUCAGCGCCGCCCUUACAAGCCACGACACGUGUCUCGACGCGCUUGAUGAACUCGUCCAGAACAAAACCGAGUACGCGAAUUUACCAAUCACGAAGAAUCUCAAAUCCGCCAUGGUUAACUCAGCCGAGUACACCAGCAACAGCUUGGCCAUCGUCGCGAAGAUCCUCUCCACGCUGAGCGAUUUCGGGAUCCCGAUUCACCGGAGACGACUCCUCAAUUCGGCCGAUUCGUUUCCCCAUUGGGUUAGCCCACGUGCGAGACGGUUACUCCAAGCGAAGAAUCUAACCCCUAACGUCGUUGUUGCGGCUGAUGGCUCCGGCGAUGUCAAGACGGUGAACGAAGCCGUGACUAGAGUUCCGAAUAAGGGGAAUACGGUGUUCGUUAUAUACGUGAAAGCAGGUACGUAUGUUGAGAAUGUGCUUUUGGAUAAGAGCAAGUGGAAUGUAUUGAUGUACGGCGACGGCCAGGAUAAGACCAUUAUUUCCGGUAGCAGAAACUGGGCCAAGGGCACUCCCACUUUUCAAACGGCGACGUUUGCAACCCAAGGCCAAGGAUUCAUGAUGAGGGACAUCAAAAUCAUAAACACCGCCGGACCAGAGAAGCACCAAGCGGUGGCAUUCCGAUCAGGAGCCGAUCUCUCUGUUUACUACCAAUGCUCAUUCGAUGGUUUCCAGGAUACUCUCUACCCUCACUCUAACCGUCAGUUCUACCGUAACUGUGACGUCACCGGAACAGUAGAUUUCAUCUUCGGAGCUGCCACCGUUGUCUUCCAGGAUUGCACUAUCCGACCGCGUCAGCCGCUUCACGGUCAGUACAUCACUAUCACCGCUGAAGGUAAAAAGGAUCAGAAUCAGAACUCUGGUACAACGAUCCAGCGUUGCACAAUCUCCCCCAACGGAAACGUAACUGCUGAGGUGUAUCUUGGCCGUCCGUGGAAGGAGUUUUCGACGACGGUGAUUAUGCAAUCGGUGAUUGGGUCGUUCGUUAAUCCAGCUAGGUGGCAUACGUGGGAUGACGGUAAAGAGCCGCCUUCGACUAUAUUGUAUGGUGAGUACAAGAAUUCGGGGCCUGGGUCGGAUGUGACCAAUAGAGUUAAAUGGGCCGGGUACAAGCCUGUUAUGUCUGAUGCUGAGGCUGCGAGGUUUACCGUUGCCAAUUUUCUCCGAGGUGGUGAUUGGUUACCGGCGAUGGGAGUGCCGUUUCAACAGACUUAAUAAUAAUGUUGUUAUCAAUUUAUUUAUUUUUUAAAAUAUUAUUUCGUUCGUACUAUUUUAUUUUAGAUUUAUCUUAAUUUAAAGA